CCAUCAGGGCCAUUUCAUUCCCCACAUUAAUGCUUCCGCUCCGAUGGUCCUAAAUGUGGUAUCAGACCUCCGGGUUGGAAGUAUAUAAAGGCUGCAACCGCCAGAACUUUUGGGAGACUCUAGAAAUUGCCAUGUCUGAAAUCACUCCAACGACCAAGUCCGACGCCAAGGCCGUUCAAACGACAGAAAUUUACGUUGAAGAAGCUCCGAGAUUUAAAUGGAGAGUAGUUGAUACCCAUUCUCCUAAAGAGAUCUAUAACUGGAGAUUAUACCUUUGUAUUGCCGUAUUUGGUUUAUGCGGUAGUAUGAGAGGGUUGGAUGAAGGUAAUACUGCUUCCACCACAUUACCUUCAUUCCAAGCCAAAUUCGGUUUGGAUGACCCCUCUUUAUCAGAACAUGCCUAUGCUGCGUUGGUAUCAAAUAUCAAAUCCAUGGUGCAGUUGGGCUCGAUUUUGGGUUCGAUGAUUUCCAGUUACUCGGUCGACAAAUUGGGCCGGGUCAAAUCUCUUCAGCUUGUGUGUUUUUUCAUGAUAAUUGCUACCAUUAUUCAGAUGACGUCCAAGAACGUUGGUCAGUUAUACGCCGGGAGAUUCUUGGAAGGUGCUCUUGCGGUGGGGUUGACGGUGGCUAUUGGUCCUUCUUAUAUGUCUGAAGUGACUCCCAAAGCCAUCAGAGGAAUGGCUGGGUGUAUGUUUGCUGGAGCCGUUUACCUUGGAAUCAUGCUCAGUUACUUUGCUAUCUACGGCUGUGUAUUGAAUCUUCCAGACGACAGUAACCUUCAGUGGAUCACUCCAUUGUGUGUGAAGAUCAUUAUUCCUGGUCUCAUUUUGAUUGGGUCCUUCUUCGCGAUUGAGUCACCUAGAUGGUUGAUCAAAGUGGGAAGAAAUGAAGAGGGCUUAAAGGCUUUGGCUCGUUUAAGAAACUUGUCUGAAAGCCACCCAUUUGUCAUUGGUGAAAUCACAGAUAUUACCGAGUCCGUGCAACAGGAGUUGGAAGCGAAACGUAAUAAUAACUUUUUUGGGUUGUUUGCACAAUUGGUGAGAGUCAAAUCGUUAAGGUACCGGUUUUUCGGUUUGGGAUGUAUGGUACAGCUUUUAGGACAAUGGUCUGGUGCCAACUCCAUCACUAUCUAUGCUUCAGAAUUAUUUGAAUUCAGUGGUAUCAAGGGUAAUGAUCAGUUGAAGAUGACGGCAAUUUUGGGGGUGGUCAAGUUCUGUUCCGCUUAUAUUGGAGCAUUUUUUAUCAUUGACUUCUUAGGAAGAAGAAAAGCCAUGUACAUGGGUAUUACCAUUCAGUUACUUGCUGUGUUAUACUUUGCAUUGUUUUUGCUUAUUGUACCUGAUGCUGCCCAUGAAGAUACGGUAUUAACUACUGCUCAGUAUCGGGCUUCACAGGGGGCCAUGGCUGCUUUGUACAUGGGAGGAGUUGGCUGGACCAUAGGAUUCAAUUCUUUACAGUACUUGAUUGGAUCCGAGAUCUUCCCCUUGAGUACUAGAACCUUUGCUCAGUCUUUAAUCAUGGUAUUACAUUUUGCCAAUCAAUAUGGUAACUCAAAAGCAGUUGCGAAAAUGUUGUUGACUUUGCAGCCAUAUGGAACUUUUUUCUUUUUUGUGGCCAUUAACGCCAUCUCUUUGAUAUGGGCAUGGUUCUUCAUUCCUGAGAUUAGUGGAAGGUCCUUGGAAAGUAUGGAAGAAUUGUUCAGCUUACCUUGGUACGUGAUUGGAAGAAGAGGUGCCAAGUUGUGCCCUGACCACUCUGAGAUUAAUAAGAUGGACUACUCUCGAGGAACCUUGAGGUACCUUGAUGACGAAAAGCCCAGUGAGGAGUUCAUCGAAAACGAUGACCACCGUGAAUCCGAAGAAAAAGAUAGGGAUGAGGAUUAGUUUAUAAGUUUAAGAUUAUGUUAUUUCUAUUAUUUGCAACUGUUAGGUAUAGAUUAAUUACUGUCGAAUUCCAAUUCGUUAUCAAGAAUCUUUUCAGAUUCCUUUUCAGAUUCCUUGUCACCAGUGUUGUCCUUAUUGGUAAUCACGGGAGGAACGUCUUCGGGGUUAGAAGAGUUGUAGAGGUAGAUACCAUUGUCCAACGCGUGUUUGCGUUCUUCCCGCUUGUAGAACCAAAGCACCACAAACGUCCACAAACACAAGGCACCCCCAGAACAGGCAGUGAAAGUGAAACCCUUGAAAUAACGAGGAGCCUCGACCGUUUUCCACACAAUCACCGCCAUGAAAGCGGUGGUGGUUUGGGCAAACGCAUUCAUAAGAACCAAGAUAGUCGACCGCUUUUGUUGAUCACGACGGCAAAUAUCGUUUUGCCACGAGUACAACACCGGAGCCAUAGCCCAACCAAAGUACUGUAAACACCAAGCAAACCAUUUGGCUUUUUCUGGCACGUCCCAUGCGGCCAAAAUGGCAUUUCCAGUGAUAUUAAAUACCUGCGAAAAGAGAAUGGCUCCCCAUCUCAGGUGAAAGAAAUCGGCAAACGAACACACGAUGGUCAACCACACGAUUCCCAAUCCUGGAGUCAAGGCUGUACGAUCCUGUAAAGCACCGCCAGUAAAACGAGCGGCGGGGGUUCCGUCAGCAUUCUUUUCAGUAGAAGAUAACAAAGACUUCAACCACAAAACAUAAGCACCCGAAGAACCAUUAGAGUUGUUCCAGCAGAAAAUGUUCCACCACGACAACACAUAUAUUUCCCAAGAGGUGAAGAUGGACUUCCACAAUUUGAAGUCCAAAACCUUUUUGAACGAAUAGUCAUCUUCUUUGCUGCCAAUGUUGUUACGUUCCAAACGACGACGAGCAAGUCUGAUUUCGUCAUCUGUCAACCAGAUGGAGUAGCAACUCUUUGGGGUACCGGGAAUACUGUAAAUACCAAUGAAACCAACUCCCAACG
Molecule: messenger RNA, 2889 nt
Organism: Yamadazyma tenuis ATCC 10573
Lineage: Eukaryota; Fungi; Ascomycota; Pichiomycetes; Serinales; Debaryomycetaceae
Source: RefSeq, a predicted model, not a curated record